Molecule: messenger RNA, 3787 nt
Organism: Octopus sinensis (East Asian common octopus)
Lineage: Eukaryota; Metazoa; Mollusca; Cephalopoda; Octopoda; Octopodidae
Product: aryl hydrocarbon receptor-like
Exons: 12
Coding region: 1-2937 (978 amino acids)
Biological process (GO): regulation of transcription by RNA polymerase II
Cellular component (GO): nucleus; aryl hydrocarbon receptor complex
Molecular function (GO): transcription cis-regulatory region binding; protein dimerization activity; nuclear receptor activity
Source: RefSeq, a predicted model, not a curated record
AUGGGGAAAAAUGUGAAGCCCCCAGUGAAAGAUCCACCAAAAAGCAAUCCAAGUAAGCGCCAUCGGGAAAGACUGAAUGCCGAAUUGGAUCAUCUUGCAAGCCUAUUGCCGUUUGAACAGAGCGUGAUCUCAAAACUUGAUAAACUUUCCAUCCUCCGCUUGGCAGUUAGUUAUCUGCGGAUCAAGAGCUAUUUUCAAGCAGUGUUACCCGACCGUUAUUCCAUAGAGAGCCAUUUAUUGAACCGGUCACACCUCUUCCCAGAGCCUGGCUUUUCAGAAGGAGACAGUAUUUUACAGGCUCUAUAUGGAUUUCUGUUUGUUGUAACCUGUGAAGGAGAGGUUUUCUUCGCUUCCCGCACUGUGGAACAAUACCUCGGAUUCCAUCAAUCCGACAUCAUUCACCAGAGUGUUAUGGAGUUAAUUCACUCCGAAGACAGAGAAGAAUUCAAGCGCCAACUGCUGUGGAAUUCAAGUCUUCCUCCAGACAAGACUAACCUUACACUGCAUGAAAUAAUGCUUCCUGAGAACAAUCAUUAUUUACACCGGUCUUUCACAGUUCGGUUCCGCUGUUUAUUGGACAAUACAUCUGGCUUUAUAACUUUAGAAAUUAGUGGCUGGAUCCGUAUUCUCCAUGGGCAAGCUUUGAAAUCUGAAGAACCAAUGAUGGCUCUAUUUGCUACAUGUUGUCCAUUUGGACCCCUCUCCUUGUUUGACAUUCCAUCACGAGAUCUCACAUUCAAAUCAAAACACAAAAUGGACCUUUCACCCUUGUCCAUGGACAGCAGAGGGAAAAUGAUGUUUGGUUAUUCAGAUAGGGAACUGGUGACCAAGUCAGGAUAUGACCUGGUGCAUCCUGAUGACCUCUCAUACUUUGCAGCUGCACAUCAAGAAUUGAUUAAAACUGGGAGCUCGGGAUUGAUAGCUUAUCGUUGGAUCAUGAAGGAUUUGAGAUGGCUUUGGCUUCAGUCAAGCUGUAAAGUGGUAUACAAGAACAGCAAACCUGAUUUUGUCAUUUGUACACAUAGACAACUCACAGAUGAUGAAGGGCAAGAUUUAUUCGGCAAACGUGGGAACGAAUUUAAGUUGCCGUAUCCGCUGCUGGACUUGGAUAUUUGUUCAGGACCUGGUUUUCCCGAAGACGAUUUCCUAACAAAAACGAAAUCAAGUAAGAGUAAGAAGCAGAAAUCUCAAGUACGGGACUAUCUUCAGGCAAGUCGCAAAAGGAAAGCCACCACAUACAGAGAUGCUUUCCCUGCCCUCAAUGGCUAUGCAUCAUUUUCUAGCUUGAAUGGUUAUGGCGCAUGUGACGGUGCCGAAUUGAAGCCCGACCUUUUUUACUCGUAUCCGGGCAACAACUUUGCUUUGGAUUCUGACAUCUACCGUUCCCAUGGUUACACUCCCCUCACAAGCUCCGUCUACUCAGCGACAGAUCCGUUUGCUGAAAAACACUGUUACUCAAAUGGUUAUUAUUUCGAUCACAGACAGUACCAGCAUCCAUUGUCAUACCACAGUAACAGCUAUGCUGACUUAGUGGCUCAGACGAAGUAUAGCUACGAUAUUCCCAAAUAUGGUUUCGAUAGCUAUAGCAUAGACCUUAGCAAGAAGGUCCAUUUCGGUGAAGAUUUUUCCCGCUUUGAUAAUGACUAUCAUCGUAAAUAUGGUUACGAGUAUUCUACUGAAAGAAUCCCACCACGAAUCAAUGGUAAUUUUGACUCGAUGGAGUACCGUUCGACAGCUGUUUUCAACAAUGCUCCUUUGCUCGGUUGUGCUGACUCUUGUACGGCAGGGGGAGCAGUGUCGUCUCCCACCUGUUUGCCGACUGCUUCCAUAUAUAAAACGCCCCUUAAUGAAAGCAGUCAACAGCAGCAGCAACAACAACACCAGCAGCAGCAGCAACACCAGCAACAACAACAACAGCAUCAACAACAACAGCAGCAACAACAGCAGCAACAACAACAACAACAACAACAGCAUCAACAUCAGCAACAGCAACAACAACAACAACAACAGCAGCAACAACAAGCUUCAGUACCAAAGACAUCGUUGAUAGAAACGAAAGUCAAAAACUCUGCGAGUACAAUAGACAGUCAUAACAUUUUGCCCCAUAACACGGUCAUAAAAAACAUUGGACACCCGGCUCACCUCAGUAAUACACAUUCGGAUAGCUCAGAUCAACAACAACAACAACAAUCAUCACAACAACACCAUCAGCACCAUCAUCAUACACAACAUCAACAACAACAAAACCACCACCAUCAACAGCAACAACAACAACAACAACAACAAGUACAACAACCACACCAUCAGCAACAUCACCAGCAUCAUCAGCAACAACAACAACAACAACAACAACCACAGCCACAACAAACACAGCAACAACAACAACAACACAGUAGCAAUACAACAAACCUGUACAAGAGGACAAACGUCAUAACGAGUAACUCAUCAGUGCUGCCGUGGACAUCGUGUGAGAAAUCAGCUCAUGUCCUCAAACAGAAUAUGGUCAGUACUGCCCCGCUGGAGCACCGACCUGACCCAACGAACCAACAUAAGACUGUUAUAGCUGACAUAAACUCAAACGAAAAAGUGACUUUAUCCUCCGGAGUCAUGUUAGCUAGCCUACCCACAUCGAGCCCAAUCACGGGUUCAACUCCUGCCUCAGUCAUUCAAUUAUCUGAGAAAGCCAAUCACAACAGACUCUGUGAGAAGCAGGCAAUCAUGAGCAGCAUCCCGGUUCCUGUUGUGAAAUCGUCUGCUUCGACGUCGCCAUGGAUACAGCAGUAUGUCGGCCGGCACAGCACGGUGGGUUACGGCUGUCUCAAAGACUGGGCCUCGUCGGUUGCUAGUGUUAGUGAUAGUUACCCCUGCCACCAGAAAAUACAACAGGGUUUAAUUCCAGGGGACACAUAUUCUCAAGCAGCAAAAGUAGGGUAUUAAAAGAAAAUUCCAAUGAAUCAGACACCAGAUGACAGAGAAGACUGAAUGAAAUAGAUUUUUAAAAAUUAACUUCUUUUUUUAUCUUGCCUACUGUCUAUCCAUCUAUCUAACUACACCUAUCUAUUAACUUCUCUCUCCCCCGCUCUUUACCUGUCUAUCUAACCACACCUAUCUAUCUAACUACACCCAUCUAUUCACUUCGCUCUCUCUCACCCUCUAUCUCUCUAUGUAUGUAUGUAUCUAUCUUUCUAUGUAUGUAUGUGUGCGUGUGUAUGUAUGUAUCUGUCUAUCUACCUGUCAGUCCAUUUAUCUAUUUGUCUCUCUGCCUGUCUGUCUGUCCAUUUACCUUUCCCAUCAUCACUGUUUACCCUUCUCUGAUUCUUUAAAUAUUCCCCACCUCACUCAUUUUCAUUCCAGCCUCCUUCUCCCACUCUCACACGGUCCUUCCUCCAUUCUCAGCACUAUUAAGACUGUUGCCUGCAAUCCCUACCUAACCUGCUGUUAUAAGCAAUAGGCUCAGCGACUCAUACAUUGACCAGUCCCCUGGGACUGGCUGUACUCCACAUCAAUUGGCCAGACUAACAUUGUAGUCAUCCUUCUGACAAAAAUGACCAAAUUGAUUAACUCAAGAAUAAUAUUUGUCCAAAGGAUUCUCGUUGAUAACACUUUGGUUUUGACACCAGAGAUAUCCCUUCUGUCGGCUCUUUGCGUAGAUCUACGUGCAAGCAGUAUACGUGUGUUUCUGCUCUCACACAUGCACACACACACACGUUUAUGUAUACUAGUAUAUAGGUAUGUAUAUACAUACGUACAUACAAACAUAAAUCCAUACAUACACACACACAUGUAU